AUGGUGAAAUUGGAGUCUCUUUUGACCCUCCUGUCCUUGUCCGCCUCCCAGGUGGCAGCCCGGCCCGCCUCUCCCGGUCAAACCAAGUAUACUCUCGAUAAUAUCCGUCCCUUGACAGACUUUUCCUCUGGUCUAACGAAAUGUUGUCCAGAGGGAACCGAAUUUGACGGCAAGGAUUGCGUGUUGGGUGUCCCUCUGUGUCCUGAGGGCUUUACCCGCAAUGAGGACAAGUGUGUGUCCAACGUGAAGCCUAUCUGUCCGGAUGGCAGUGAAUUCAACGGCAAUAUCUGUGUCGCGACCAUACCUCCCGUUUGCCCCCCGGGCACCGAGUUCAAAGGUCGGACGUGCGUUACAGGACCUGCAGCCUGCCCCGCUGGUCUGGAGCCUAAGGGCAAUAUCUGUCAAUCUAAGCAGACUCCUGCCUGCCCCGACAACUAUACUUUCAACGGAAAGACCUGUGUUAGUGUCCAGAUUCCCCAGUGUCCCAAUGGAUUGGAUUUCGGCAAUGGAAGCUGUAUUAGCGUCAGCUCCCCUGUGUGCCUCUCAGGCGCUGAAUUUCACGCUGCUUUUAAGGUGUGCGCCUCGACUUCUAGCCCCGCCUGCGAAGAGGGAAGCCACCUGAAAGAAUAUCAGUGCGUGUCUGAUAUCAAGCCUGCCUGUCCCGAUGAUAGCACCUUCAAUUCGCGUACCGCACGAUGUACCGCAUCUGAGAAGCCCUCUUGUGAACCCGGAUUUCAGCUGGAUCUGGUCAACAAGAAGUGUGUCCUCGAUGAGGAGCCUAAUUGUCCUCCUGGAAGCGAUCUAUCUACCGAUUUCACCUCCAACACCGCCCGUUGCUGCCCCGCUGAUAUGUCGUGGGACGGUAACAUAUGCGGUCUUGAGGUCGACCCGACCCAUGAAUGUCCUCCUGGCCUUACUCAAGUAGGCACAUUCUGCCAGAAACAGCCUAUUAAGGUCCCUGAAUGCCCGCCUGCCUCUAAGUUCAGCGGUAGUCGCUGUUUGUCGACGGAGCUUCCAGAAUGCCCCCCCGGGCAUCUCCUAGACGGCUCGAUCUGCAUCACCUCUAAGCAGCCGGAAUGCCCCCCUGGUCUAGUCCUCUCGGGCGAGAACUGCCUCUCUACCGCCGAAGUAAGCUGUCCGACCGGCACACGAUUUGAGAAGGGCAUUUGCAUCAGCAUCCAGCGGCCCGUCUGUGAGGACGGCUUUAUCUUCAAUGGCGAGGACUGCGUGUCAACCACCUCCACGCCAGAGUGCACCGAGGAGGGCGGCGUCUUUAACGGCGAGGAAUGUAUUACUCCCCACACCCCUGUCUGCUCCGAAGGCAUGACUUUCGACGGCACCCGCUGUAUUUCGACUAGCACUCCAGUUUGUCCCCCUAACGCUAUCCUCGACGGCCAAGGCGACUGCAUCACUACCUCUACGCCCAAAUGCCAGCCCGGAUCUAUCCUUGUCGCCGGCGGCUGCAUUGUCGGCGUCCCCACUUGUAUGAAGGGCACUGUCUUCGACGGUAAGCAGUGUAUCAGCCCUAAGGACCCCAAGUGUCCCGUUGACCACAAGUGGACCAACGGCCGCUGUAUCAAGCUGGUCGGCCUCGAGUGCGGCCCCGGCUACACUCCCUUCAACGGCGAGUGCAUCUCCGAAAACAAACCCGAGUGUCCCCCCGGCACCGACUUCGACGGCAAGGACUGUGUUGGAUCUGAGCCUCUUUGUGACGAAGGCCUAGUCUUCGACGGCGAGGAGUGCGCUCACCCCUCCGAGCCCGCAUGCCCACCCGCCAUGAAGUUCAACGGCAAGAAGUGUGUGGCUGAGAAGCUUCCAGAGUGUCAGCCCGGCACCGCCUUCAAGAAGACCACUAAGGAGUGUGUCGCUAUCUCAGCCCCCGAGUGUCCCACCGGCCAGGUCUUCAACGGUAAGCAGUGUGCCUUGGCCUCGGGUGACUGCAUGAACUUCGAGUACUGCCCCUCCGCUGGUAUGCCUGCAUGCGGUGAUAGUGCGAUCUUUGAUACCACCACUGGUAUGUGCGCGGACUUUUAG
Molecule: messenger RNA, 2034 nt
Organism: Penicillium vulpinum
Lineage: Eukaryota; Fungi; Ascomycota; Eurotiomycetes; Eurotiales; Aspergillaceae
Product: cell wall cysteine-rich protein
Exons: 1
Coding region: 1-2034 (677 amino acids)
Source: RefSeq, a predicted model, not a curated record